Messenger RNA from Asparagus officinalis (garden asparagus), 2796 nucleotides. RefSeq names its product SWI/SNF complex subunit SWI3C. The record is from RefSeq and is a predicted model, not a curated record. Bases 125 to 2491 code for a protein of 788 amino acids. The transcript has 9 exons. Lineage: Eukaryota; Viridiplantae; Streptophyta; Magnoliopsida; Asparagales; Asparagaceae. Gene Ontology annotation, molecular function: protein binding.
CCUCUCUGACCUCGUGCCAAAAUCCCGCAGCUGCUCGAACGAGAAAAAAAAGAAAAUCCAAAAAAAUAAAAAUAAAAAUCCCAACAAAUUCCCCCCCCUCUCUCUCAUCACUGCUCUCCUUCUCAUGUCCCCAGCUUCCCCUUCUCUCCCUUCAUCAGAUUCUCGCCUCAAAUGGCGGAAGCGCAAGCGGGAUCCAAGCAACCUCAAGCGCCAGGACGAAGACGACGACGAGGACGACGACGACGAGCCCGAGGAUGACGACGACAACAACCACCACAACCAAGAUUCGCCUGCUAACAAUCUCAAUGGCGAUCCAAUCCUCGAUGUGCGCGAAUCCGAGGUCUUGUCGGAUCUCGGCCAGCGGAUCUCGGAUUUCCCGGUUGCGAUCAAGAGAUCCGUUAACAGGCCGCACCCGUCAGUGAUCGCUUUGGUUGCCGCUGAGAGGUUUUCGACGGUGAGAGCGCUGCCGAUGCUUGAGAACAUCUCGCACGGGCAGUUGCAGGCGCUGUCGAGCGUUCCGCGGGAUAAUCUGGUGUUGAAUCUGGCGGCGGAGCAGGAUAAGGCGUCGGCUUAUGUUUGCACUCCGCCGGUUUUGAUGGAGGGGAGGGGUGUUGAGAAGAGAUUUGUUGAUGGGUCGAUUCAUAUUGUUCCUAUGCACUCAGAUUGGUUCUCUCCCACCACAGUUCAUCGGUUGGAGCGGCAAGUUGUCCCCCACUAUUUCUCUGGGAAGUCUUCUGAUCAUACGCCAGAGAAGUAUAUGGCACUCAGAAAUAAGAUAGUUUCUAAAUACUUGGAGAAUCCAGGGAAGAGGCUGGCUUUUGGUGAUUGCCAGGGGCUAGUUUCCAGUAGUGAGCUCUAUGAUUUAAGUCGUAUAGUGCGGUUCCUUGAUAACUGGGGAAUUAUUAAUUAUGUCUCUGCUUCGAGCAGAGGAUUUAGAAUGGCUGGGUCUCUGAUGUCUGGAUCUCUGAUUAAGGAGGAUGUUAAUGGGGAGCUAAAUGUUCAUACUUCUCACCUUCGAUCGAUUGAUAGUCUGAUAUUAUUUGAUAAGCCAAAAUGUAGUCUUAGACUGGAGGAUAUCAGUGCGUUGUGUGCAACUGCUGAUGGAGCAAAACAUUCCGAUGGUGGGCUUCUGGACUUGGAUACAAGGAUUCGGGAGCGCUUCUCAGAGCAUGCUUGUAGCUAUUGUUCUCGCCCUUUGCCUCAUUUGCAUUACCAGUCUCAGAAGGAGGCUGACACAAUCCUUUGCUCCGAAUGCUUUCAUGAUGCAAAACAUAUUGUUGGUCACUCGAGCAUAGAUUUUGUUAGAGUGGAUUCAAGGAAAGAGACAUUCGAUCCUGAUGGAGAUAACUGGACCGAUCAAGAAACUUUGCUGCUGCUUGAGGCAUUGGAGAAAUAUAAGGAUAACUGGAAUGAGAUUGCAGAGUAUGUAGGCACCAAGUCAAAAGCACAGUGCAUUCUUCAUUUUCUUCGGCUUCCCAUGGAGGAUGGGUUACUAGAAAGUAUUGAAGUCAUGCCAACUAAUGGCCAAUCUGAUCCAAAGGGACAUGCUCAUGUUUUCUCAGAUCCAAAUGCAAAUGGUGAUAUGGCAGGAGUUUGUACUCAAGAAGCAAAUAGUGGAAAUGAGAUUCCAUUUGCUAAUGCUGCAAAUCCUGUUAUGUCACUCGUUGCAUUUCUGACCUCUGCAAUAGGACCAAGAGUUGCUGCAGCAUGUGCAAGUGCAUCGCUAGCAGUCUUGACUAGCGACAAUCCCAGGUCGAGUACUGAUAAGAUGAAUGGUGAAGCUAGUCCACAUGGACCAAAUGCAAACUUUGGUCAUCAAAAAAAUAUGGGAGAUCAAAAUCCACAUGCUAAAAUUGCUACUUCUGCACUUUCUCCUGAUCGUGUGAAGUUGGCUUGCAUGUCUGGCCUAUCUGCUGCAGCAAUGAAGGCGAAGUUGUUUGCGGAUCAGGAAGAACGUGAAGUUCAAAGAUUGGCUGCUACCAUUAUAAAUCACCAGCUAAAGAGGCUAGAGCUGAAGCUGAAGCAAUUUGCCGAAGUAGAAACCUUACUAAUGAAGGAAUGUGAACAAGUAGAGAAAACAAGACAAAGACUUUCAACUGAACGGGUCAGAAUGAUGUCAACGCGGUUCACUGCACCAGGAACCACUCUACCAACCGCAGCAGGGCCAUCGGCAGCAGGAGCAGCAAUGGCGAUGAACACAACAAACACGAGCACACGUGCACCAACUAUGCCAACCUCAGCUGGACAACCAAACAUAUCACCUGCAGCAUUCGGUAACAGCAUUCCUCAAAAUAGCCAUCCUCAUAUGCAAUUCAUGCAGAGACAGCAAAUGUACGGUUUUGGCCCUCGCUUGCCUCUGUCAGCGAUUAACCCGUCCUCUUCUGGACCCUCUCAGAGUAUGAUUUUUAAUUCUGGCUUAACGAAUGCCUCUACUUCGAAUCAUCAUCCGUUGUUGAGAUCCUCAUCCGGAAACAAUUCUAAUACAGGUUAACAAUUGAGAGAACUUGGAUGGCGGAAUACUGUGUUCAGUGUUGUACUCUUGUAGCGUUCUGUAGUUUAUUUUUACCAAUUUUAGUGUAAUUUGUAAAUUAUAUAAACUCGGUUGGUAUUAUUUUCAUUCAGAAAUAUGUGGAGGUCUUCAAGGUUGAAGAAAGUGAUAUUGGCAGCCGAAGGGAAUAGCAGUUAGAUGGUCUGAGUGUAGAAUUGAAGAAUAACUGGAGGGAUGUAUAAGUUGUACUCGUUAGAAGUAUUUCGUCUUAAUUUUACUGAUAGAAAGAUCAUCCCAUUUCAGAUCAA